CCGCCGCGAUGCUCGCCCCCUACCACCUCCAGCCCCUCAUCCCGCAGCUCCGCCCGGCACCAGACCUCCUCCAGUUCGAUACACAGCACAGCCUCGCGCCCCGCUCCUCCUCGCCUCCCCAGUCGCCCGUCCGCAGCAGUAACAACAACAAUGAACACAGGGAGAUCAGAUGCGUGGAAGGCUACGGCUACAAUCUCUACGUCGGAGCCUCUGACGGUACAGUGGAGUGGUGGGUCUGCGAGGGAUCAAUGUAUCCGCAGGCAAAUGGGUGGGUGAUGCGGCAUAAACAUACUCUGUUCCCUCGCAGGCCAGUCAGUAAGAUGUACAUCCUCCCAAAGGUAUCCAAGCUUUUUGUGAUAUCCGACGGCACAAUGCAUGCGCUCACUCUUCCAUCCUUGGAAGUCGUUCCAAGUACUAUAAUACCGACCAUGCGAGGUGUAGUGUCCGUUAUACUGAACGAUGACGAGCUUGAUUAUGGACAGGGGUCAGAGGAAAAGACGGAUAUGACUGUCGUCAUUGUUCGUCGACGAGUUCUUGGGAUCUAUAGGCUUGGAAACAGGCUUCAAUCCAUUAAAGAAAUACCGCUUCCAUCAGCUCCCACUGCCCAUGCUCUGUUCCAAACCUAUCUCUGUUGUGCGCUGCUCUCUCCCGAGACAUCUCAAAUAGUCAACUGCGUCGUCGACCUAUCAGAUGCGUCACUCACAGAGGUACUUCCCGUAUCCCAAGUACCGCCUUUGGAAGGAGAAGGAGGUGAAGGCCAGGAAGCAGUGAAUGCAAACAUCGUGGUAAUCCCUGACGAAAAGGAAUUCCUCGUCACUAGUUAUACCGGAACAUCAACGAUGGGCGUGUUCUUAAACGGGCAGGGUGAUCCAGUAAGAGGAACGAUCACAUGGACGAGUCACCCAUUGUCGAUAACUGUCGAGUCAAAUUGGAUCAUAGCUUUACUUUCUGACCAAACCAUAUCUAUCCACUCCCUAUCAGAUUUGGACGGCCCCGCUCAAGUCAUAUCGCUCCCACCUGGAACAAACGCUACGUCUUUGAGUUAUUCUCCUUACGGAGUGAGGGUCAGCGAUGUGUUUAGCGGAGAAAAAUUGAAACCCUCCAAAAUGAGGUUUUUGAGCGGCAAGAUUGCCCCUACGGUUGAGAGCCCAGCCACUGUUGAGGAACAUGGUAAAAGACAAGGAGACUCGAUAAAAGAAAAGGAAGAUGAUCCACCUGCAGGGUCCGGGCUCACACCCCCGUCCUCUCCCAAGCCAACUUUAGAACAUACUGCAGACAAGUCUCCUGCAUUUAUAACAGCAAUGUGUGAAACGUUUCUCGUCACCCCAUCCUCCAUUCUUUCACUCAUUCCAACUCCUGACAUCAUGCUUCUCGAAAACCUAUGUGAAGAACACCAGCUGAGUGAGGCUGCAUCGCUGGUAUCUGAUAUCCGCCGUCGCUACCGCAAGGGAACUAUUGAACCAUCGCCUUCGCCUAUUGACACCCUCAACGCUUCACAUCUCAUUCGUUACUUGUCCCUCGUCCUUGCUUCACAUCUCACACUGUCUGCAUCAUUUGAAAAGGCUGCAGAGUACUGGGUCAAGGGAAAGGUGGAUCCGAGAUGGGUCGUCCGGUUGUUUGAGGGGUUGAGAGGAAAGAUGAUCGGCUCAGAAGAAGAGGGAGAGAUAUUCUCUGGAUUGGCAAAUACUUUUAUGGACAUGGAUUUGGUGGAUGAUUCGAUAGCCUCAUCCAUCAAGAGAAACUACUCUCCUCACCUCACUCCAUCUACGUCUCUCUCCCCAGCAUCGACUGAUCUCCGACAAGCGUUGGAAAACGAAGCCAACAAGAUGCUAGCAGAAGUAUUGUCAAAAAUACGCGGCACCCGAAGAAAAGGUGGAGGUGCCAGAGGUUUGGAUAGUCGGAAAAUUGACAUGGUGGUCGACACUACACUCGCAAAAUUGCUGACUUUGCUUGCCAAUGAUUCCCAGGAGCCUACAGAGCAGCUGUUAGCGCUUCUAUCUUCCUCAAACGAUAUCAUCAUGUCCGAAGUGGAACCUUUCUUGGAGAAGAGAAAGUAUGUCCUCGCAAAAGUCAAGGAGAAGAAUGGAGAGUGGGGAAGAGUGCUGGAUAUAUUACGAGAAUUGGUGGAAAGUGGAGACCAGGACCCCAUGUGCAAAGAUCCUGUGCAAGAAGUGGCCUUGGCUCUGACGAACGUUCAAGAUGUGGAUACAUGGACAGAUCACGUGCUAUGGCUGACAGCGAAAAGACCCGAGAAAGCCCUUGAUGUGAUUAUCAACCAUCCUCCAGCCACUCUAUCCCCCGCGAAUUUCCUUCCUCGUCUCCAGCCCUAUCCCGAAACGCAUCAAGCAUACCUUGAACAUAUUGUAGUCAAGCAGCGGUCUCCAUCUCGAGAUCUGCAUCAACAACUCUUGUGCUCCUUGCUCGACGAAAUUCAGCGUACAAUAGUAGACGAUGGCGUCAAAUACCAUUUGGAUGAACUGCAAGAAGAGUAUAAGAAGGAGACUGAAAGGAUUGCAGGGAUCAAGGGCAAGGAGCGGGAAACGUUCAUCUACUUCUUUGCUCGCCUGGCACCAGACACACCCAUAAAGAGGCUGAGACUAAAAUUGGCCUUCUUUUUACACGGCUCACCCUUCUACGACAUCACUCAAGCAGAGCAGCGACUUGAAGGGAUGGAGCGUUUGGUAUAUGAGAAGGCCAUCGUCUACGGAAAGUUAGGGAAGCAUAGGCCAGCCCUCCAACUUCUUGCGCUCACCCUGUCUGAUCCGUUGAGCGCACAGACAUACGCAACCGCCUCGGGCGAAAUACUCCCACCUCGUCUAGCUCGAUCUGCAUCGUCCAUCAGCGGUAUUGGGGCACUCGAGGCUUGGGCUACUUUGGGAGAGGUUGGCAAACGGAAAAAGGUCAAAGAUGACGGAGGAAAGCUGGAAGAAGCACUAGUCCAAGAUCUCUUGGAUGUUUACAUGCAGGAUGGCACACCACUUUCCCUUCACUGUGCAUCUACACUUCUAAACACCCUUCCUCAUCUUCUUCCGCUAUAUCCCAUCCUCGGAUCAAUGCCCGCAUCUUGGCCAUUAAAUAUCGUGUCACCGUUUUUUGUUCGUUCCAUCAGGAGAGGGACGCAUAAACGAUGGGAAGGGAUGGUGAGAAAGGGAAUAGCACGAGGAGAAUUCGCAGAGGUUGAGGAAAGAUGGCUAGAAGAGAUGAGAGGGAUGGUAUUCUCGUAUAAUCCCAUAAGACGGAAUCAUUCUUAAUUACAUAUUUAUUUAACAGAUAUAAGAUUCGA
Messenger RNA from Cryptococcus deneoformans JEC21, 3283 nucleotides. Its product is annotated as protein phosphatase type 1, putative. Gene Ontology annotation, cellular component: fungal-type vacuole membrane; cytoplasm. Bases 9 to 3251 code for a protein of 1080 amino acids. The transcript is spliced from 11 exons. Gene Ontology annotation, biological process: autophagy; endosomal vesicle fusion; vesicle-mediated transport. The record is from RefSeq and is a predicted model, not a curated record. Lineage: Eukaryota; Fungi; Basidiomycota; Tremellomycetes; Tremellales; Cryptococcaceae.